AUGUUGCUUAACGGGAAAAACUACUCCGGCCCUCGAGAAGACGAGGACGCAGAAGAGUACUGGGCGAUACUGCUCCAAGCAGACGAGUUUGGUGACGCCGAUGAGUGGGAAAAAGCAUGUGAAGCGCAAGAACGGGCGGUGAAAUACGCUGAAGUGCAUUAUGGUGAUGAUCUGAAUGCAAAGACCGGGCUGGCCUAUCUCUACCGGCAAGUUAGUCGCCACAAGGAAGCCGAAGAAUUGGAUAGGUUCGUCCUCUCAGUGCGACAGCAAAUCCUUGGAGAUGAUCAUGAAGACACGGUAGCAAGUCUCAAUAACCUUGCAAUUGAUUUGAAAGCGCAAGGUGAAUAUGACGAGUCGCUCGAACUCGACAAGAAGGCACUUGAUAUUAUGCUGCGCAUCAAGGGUGAAGAUUCUCAAACUACCCAGACAAGCAUGCACAACCUGGCCAACAGUUAUUUUAACAACAAAAAUUAUCAAGCGGCACUCGACUUGCAUCAAAGGACAUUGGAUCUCCGGACAAAGACGCUUGGUCCUGAACACUUCCAGACUAUAAUGACAAUGGAUCUCUUGGGUAGAGAUUAUGGGGCUUUGGACAAACUCCAAGACGCUGUGGCCCUGCAAGAAAAAGCAGUGGAAGCUGCAAAGACUCAUCUCGGCCCAUCCAACCAGACCACAAUUAAAUGCAGUCUUAACUUGGCAAGCACAUAUGGGCGGUUAAACAGGGCUGGUGCUGAGGAGAUGCCCGGGGGAACCUGGGAGUCCAAGGGAAUCAGUGUCCUUGAAGAGAUUGUAGAGAUUCAACGACAAGGCCCCGGUGAGAAUCAUUCGGAUACCAUUGCCGCUAUGAAUAACUUGAGCGUGGCAUAUUUCCAUGCUGGUCGAUUGGAAGAUGCCAUUCCUCUCAUGAAGAAAGUUGUGGACUGGAAUAUGGAGAAAAUGGGUCCAGACCACCCGCAAACCCAAGCCGCGUCGGGUAAUUUAGACUACGUAUAUGAGAAGCUUGGCUUGACUCGUGCCUCAAUCUUUUAA
Messenger RNA from Microsporum canis CBS 113480, 1029 nucleotides. Its product is annotated as TPR domain-containing protein. Gene Ontology annotation, molecular function: protein binding. Lineage: Eukaryota; Fungi; Ascomycota; Eurotiomycetes; Onygenales; Arthrodermataceae. Bases 1 to 1029 code for a protein of 342 amino acids. The transcript has a single exon. The record is from RefSeq and is a predicted model, not a curated record.